CGACUGGGUUGCUGAGUGCCGGAAAGAAGCCGAAAUGAGACAAAGAACACUCGCCUGGAUUGAGGACUUCAUUGCACAUCAUCCGGAAGGACUCGUCGACAAUACAUUUUCACUUGCUCAACCAAAAUUUGACCAUCUCCAGAAGGACGACGAGCAGGAAUUUCCAGCACUUCCACCGCCUAAACCUGCAGCACCGAAACCAAAACACGUAUCCAAGCAGCCAACAAAGAGCUCCACCAACAAUUCAGAAUCGCCAACAAAGAAAAAUUCGAUUCCUGUUCAGAAGAAUCCAGCUCAAGGGCUUGGUACUGCAAAUACUGGCAGCACAAAUCAGAAGACAUAUGCAAGUGUUGCAAACUCGUCUAACAACGCCAACGCAAACACAAACUCAACCACUCCUCAGUCUCAGCCCCAAACCCAACCCACAGCGUGGGACAACAAUCCUUGGGUCGUAGCCGCUAUCAAGAAGAAUCCAGCUCAAGAGCCAAAAGCUGUAAAUCCCAGCCACACAAACAACCCGUGGUCAAAUGUCUCAAGCUCGGCCACAAGCGCAACCACAAACGCAACCACACCUGCUUCUCAACCUCAAAUAGAAACCACAGCCUUGAGCAAAAACUUUUGGGGCCGACACCUCAAGCCAUGGACCCCAGACCCAACCGACCCAGUUCUCUCCACUUCGCCACCAAAGAGCCUGGGCGGCUCAGCCGACUCCUCCACCGACAUCGCAGAGCAACAAGCCAUCCUGAACCGAGAAAUCCUCGACACAUCACACGGAGACUGGAAAGAAUGUCGCUGCGAUCAAUGCUACGACGACAACAAGACUGAGCAUUCAAAACACAUGGCCGAGUACGAAGAUUGUAGAGACGCUUUCUUUAAUCAUGAGAUGUUUGACGGGAGGUUGAGGGAGUUUUGGGAAAGAUUGGAGGGGAAGAUGGUGCAAGGGGAGGAGAUCUGUAAACUUUGUAGAUGGAAGAGGGAUUUGGGGCAGCAUCCGUUUGAGAGGACAGGUACAUCGUCAAAUGGCGAGGGGAGGUGGGAAAGAAAUAGUGGAGGAUGAGGCAAUGACGGCGGGAACGAAGAAAUGGGAAUGAAUGGAAGGUUUUCAUGGUACUGAGUUAAGAAGAAACGGGAAUUUGGCUAUGAGAAUAGACUGGAGAUCAUUCAAGACAGAAGUUUUGAUCAU
Messenger RNA from Hyaloscypha bicolor E, 1183 nucleotides. RefSeq lists its product as uncharacterized. The transcript has a single exon. The record is from RefSeq and is a predicted model, not a curated record. The coding region runs from base 35 to 1057 and encodes 340 amino acids. Lineage: Eukaryota; Fungi; Ascomycota; Leotiomycetes; Helotiales; Hyaloscyphaceae.